AUGGGGAUUACUCUUCUUACCGAGACGUUUGUGACGCGAUAUUUCAACGUUGCAAGGAGAGAAGGAGAUUUUAAAUUUACGUGCCCUUUUCUCCUUCACAAGAGCAUAAAAGAAAAUCUUGGCAACACUAGCUCUGUAACCAAGAGCCGGGAUGGGAAAAUAUGUAUUGGUGUAAUAGGAAAACGCAAUGAUGAGAAGCUUACAAAAUUAAAGACCCUUGCUGGAUAUGAGGUUGAGGUCACCCCUCAUUAUAGGUUGAAUACCUCAAGAGGGGUAGUAAUGUGUCAUGAUCUUAUGAAUAGUAGCGUCACUGAUAUAAAAGAAGGCCUUGAGGACCAGGGGGUACUAGAGGUGAGGAGGAUGAAUACUCGCCGGAAUGGACAUGUUGUCCCAUCGGCGAGUCUGAUCCUCACCUUUGACAUGCCAAGGUGCCCCGAUGAAAUAAAAGCUGCUUUUUAUAAAUUAAGGGUCCGACCAUACAUCCCUAGCCCCCAGAGAUGUUACAGGUGCCAAAGAUUUGGGCAUAUCUCCCUGAGAUGUAAAUCUCCCCAUGAGGUCUGCGAGUGUGGUAUGGAGGGGCAUCCGAAAGAAUCCGGAUGUGCCAACCCCCACGUGCGUAAAUUGCAGCGGCAAUCAUACCUCGCGAUCACCCGAUAG
This is a messenger RNA of Cimex lectularius (bed bug), 657 nucleotides long. RefSeq lists its product as uncharacterized. The record is from RefSeq and is a predicted model, not a curated record. Gene Ontology annotation, molecular function: zinc ion binding; nucleic acid binding. The transcript has a single exon. Lineage: Eukaryota; Metazoa; Arthropoda; Insecta; Hemiptera; Cimicidae. The coding region runs from base 1 to 657 and encodes 218 amino acids.